AUUGCAAGUGUGUUUAUUCCGUAGUGUACGCUCGAGUCGAGCGGUUGUGUGCGCGCGUUUCAAGUGCAGACAAAGACAGAUAGUGCAAGAGCGAGAACGAAAACGAUAACAAAGGAGCCGCCGGCAACAACAACACCAAGGCAGGCAGGCAGCUGCUGCUAGACACAAAGCCGCAAAAAGGACUUGCAAAUAAAGUAAUAAUUAUUGCACAAUAUUUGUUGCAAAAAAAUUAACGAAAUAAAUAUAAACAAAACGAGUGCAGAGUGUGUGUUAUCAAAAGCGAUAAUCAAAAGUGAAAUUAAAUUAAAAAAAAAUUAAUAAAAACGCGCAGAAUCCAAAAUAAAUCAAAUCAUACGAUACUUUAUUAUAUUCACAACAACAACGACAACAACGUCGUCUCGCGAAUUACGGGUCGCGACACCGAUGAUGUCUGGUUAUGUAGAGUAGAACGCAAUACACAGACAUACAAGCACACACAUACAGCAAACAUAGGCAUACUGAGAGGAGACAACGAUAACAACAACACAGCAGACGUAAACACAGACUCACACACACACCCAACACAGCCCCAAAAAGUGGAAAGAGAGCAGCAGGAGCUAAACGGACGCGCUCUUUGUGCGCGCCGUAUUUUUCCGCAAACGAUUGGCGGGCACAAAGUACACACAUACAUUGUACAUAUCAACGGCGACAUCUUUGUACUAAGUGCUUAGUGGCGUCUUAAUUGCUCCCCAUUAUUAUUAAAAACGGAAAUUAAGGGCCGCGUGGAUCUAUCAUAAAUCUAUUUACAACGCACUUCGCCUAAACCAAGUUCAAAAAUCAAAACAAACGCAUACACGCGCAAAGCUCACACAUACGUACAUACAUACAUUCAGACGCACAAUCACAAUGUUGACGAGUGUGUUAAACUUUGCCCAGUGCGUGGCUGAAAUUUCUGUGCUCGGCGGCAUCGAAAUCGCAUCAGUUGCACUUAUUGUGUACUACGUUUUUGCAAAAACUAGAGCACCCGCAAUUAUCGCCAGCUUAUUUCCCAAUUUGAAUCUAAGCUAUCGUUCAUCGCUCGGCAAGUUCAACAGCAUUGGCAGCGACAUACUGAUCACGCUUCGUGCAUCAAAUGAGCCGAAACCACAGAAUGCUGUCGAACAUGGCAUUGGUACACAGAAUAUGUUGCAGUUGACGCCAAACGCUGGCAUUAAACCAUUUAGUCGGAUAUUCAAUUGGGGCAAUAUAUUUCCCUAUGUGGCGCAAGUCGUGCGAAGCGAAAAGUUCGACUAUCGACAGGUUACUGAGAUCGUGCACAACGAUGUGGUCUUCAAGCAUGCCAUUAAACAGGCCGCAGAGCAAACGUUACGCGAGCAACGCUAUGCCAAGAAUGGACAUCGUUUGCUGGGACGCAGCAUCAGUGGUGACAAGGACGAAGAGGAGGACGCCAAGGAGGGCAUCUCUUAUCAACAGAUCUUGCGCAAACAGGAGCAACGUGCCAUUACCAUAUUGCAGGAGAUGGGCUCCACGUUGAACAACUAUUUGCUGGCGUUCACAUCGUGGUUGCUUUACAAAUUGUUGCCUUGUUUCCUGUCGGGUGUCGUGACCAACACCAAGCAGAUCGAAAUGCUUAAGAAUGCCUCGAAUCGUGCUCCCGACACGCCGCUUAUCUUUGUGCCACUUCAUCGCAGCCACUUGGACUACAUUAUGGUCACGUUUAUACUAACAAACAAUGAUAUACGCAGUCCUUUGGUCGCUGCUGGAAAUAACCUGCAAAUACCCGUGUUUGGGUCAUUGUUGCGAGGACUUGGAGCUUUCUUCAUCAAGCGCAAGAUCGAUCCCGUGGAGGGCAAAAAGGAUGUGCUCUAUCGUGCCGCGUUGCACUUGUAUUUGACGCAUGCGCUGAAGCAGGGACACAAUGUGGAAUUCUUCAUCGAGGGCGGACGCACAAGAACCGGCAAACCUUGCAUGCCCAAGGGUGGUAUUCUGUCUGUGAUUGUCAGUGCCUUUAUGGACGGCUCCAUUCCGGAUGCAUUGCUGGUUCCUGUGUCCGUGAACUAUGAGCGCCUGGUCGAUGGCAAUUUUGUGCGCGAACAAAAGGGUGAGAAGAAGGUGCCAGAAACCUUUAGGAAAGCUAUUUCCGGUAUUUGGAAGACCCUCAACUCAAGCUAUGGACUGAUGCGCAUCGAUUUCAACGAACCCUACUCGAUACGCGAGCUCGUCAAUUCGUACAAUAAAAUUGCACUCGAGGAUGGCAGCGCCAAGCUCUACAAACCAGCCGCAAAAACCUUGCAGCACAGUCAGUCGACGUCGUCGCUUUAUGGCACAGAUGUUGUCUGUGAGGAGCAUCGCAAUCUCAUCGAGAGUAUUUCACGUCAGGUAGUUUUUGAUUGUGCCGCCGCCACAUCUGUGAUGUCCACAAAUGCCUUGGCAUUUUUGUUGCUCACACGUUAUCGCAAUGGCGCCGAGGAGCAACUGAUUGCAGCUGCCUUAGAUGAUCUGCGGAAUUCGCUGUCGGGCUGCAAAGACUUGGGUUUCUCCGGCGAAUCUUCACACAUUGUGGCCUACGCCUGCGACCUGCUAGGAAAAGGUUUGGUGACGCGAACGCGCGACGAGAAUGGACGCGUUUUUAUACGCCCUGUGUCCACAGUGGAGAGCUACAUUGAGCUGGGCUACUAUUCUAACAUGUUGACGCCACACUUUGCCCUCAGCUCCAUAUUGAUGACAACGUUCCACGCGCUGUUGCCAUCCACGAAUUUACCCGAUAAUGUGGCGGAUCAUGCCACAGCCACAGGUGUAACGCGCAAGAAGCUCAUCGACACGGCGCUAGAGAAUUGUCUAGUCUAUCGCUACGAGUUCAUUUUGAACAAGCCCACACAAGUAUUGGAACAAAUGCUGCAGCAUCAACUCGACGAUCUGCUCAUCAGCGGUUUUCUGCGUCGCCCUGAGGUGGAUGAAUCCGAAAAUCAGGCAAGCACACGUCGAUUUGCUCACAAUCUGGGCUUGGAAUUGGAUGAAGAUGAAAUCGAGGCUAACGAGUACAAGCUAGAAGCGGCUGAUAUGCUAUUCUUGUCCAAAGAAACACUGGAGCAACAACGCUUCAUGUGCGAGGUGCUUGCACCAUUUGCUUCCACAUAUCUGGCUGUGGCGCAGGCGCUGCAGAUUCUGCAUCGUAGCUCGAUGCUCGAGUCGGAGUUUAUCAAUUUCGUCAUCAACGAUCUGUCUAACAAAGUCAAGAACGGCAGCUGUGCAUAUGCUGAAAGCAUCUCGACGGAUUCGGUGCGCAAUUGUCUCAAGUUGCUGGAGAAAUGGUCUGUGAUUGAAGUGUGCAACCAGCGUGGCAUGCGUCUGAUCUCCCUCAACACUCUCUAUGAGAUGUCGCGCGAUUCGCUAAACACCAUUGUGAAGAAGAUUGAGGCCGUGAUGCCUCGCUUCAAUAAGGGACACUUUAGCCAAGAAACAAAUGCUCAAUGAUGUGUCUGCUUAAAUGCGUCGUAUAUUUCUUUUCAUCCACCUUCUUUUUUGGCACUCAUUAAUUUUUCUUUUAUAUAAUUUUUCUCUCGACAUAAAAAGUACUACUUAAGUUUAAGGAAAAUGCGCAUACUCUUAGUUCUUAAACAUAAGUUCUAAAAUACAUAUACAUACAUAUGGA
This is a messenger RNA of Drosophila nasuta, 3631 nucleotides long. RefSeq names its product glycerol-3-phosphate acyltransferase mino (gene mino). Bases 886 to 3453 code for a protein of 855 amino acids. Gene Ontology annotation, biological process: triglyceride biosynthetic process; fatty acid metabolic process; phospholipid biosynthetic process. Gene Ontology annotation, molecular function: glycerol-3-phosphate O-acyltransferase activity. Gene Ontology annotation, cellular component: plasma membrane; mitochondrial membrane. The record is from RefSeq and is a predicted model, not a curated record. NCBI's taxonomy places the organism in Eukaryota, Metazoa, Arthropoda, Insecta, Diptera, Drosophilidae. The transcript has 8 exons.